This is a messenger RNA of Ascochyta rabiei, 423 nucleotides long. RefSeq lists its product as uncharacterized. Lineage: Eukaryota; Fungi; Ascomycota; Dothideomycetes; Pleosporales; Didymellaceae. Bases 1 to 423 code for a protein of 140 amino acids. The transcript has a single exon. The record is from RefSeq and is a predicted model, not a curated record.
AUGCCAGAACCGAACAUCAUCACUAUACAACCCAAGCUGUCUGAAGAAUCCGCCCCGACGCCCGAAGAAACUACGACUAUUUCAUCGCCUGGAACGAUAGCGGGUGUAACCAUCGGGGCUAGUCUGCUUGUGUUCGGCAUUGUACUCUGCUUGUGGCUCUUGUGGCGCAAGCGAAGGGACGAAGACACAAAAAAGUGCCUAGGAACAUUUCAAGUACUGCAAGGGCAUGGCAAGAUAGCGCCUGGUGAAUUGGCAGUCGAUGCCAAAGCCGAACUUGACGGUACCCAGAAUCCAGCUCCAGAGGUUUACUCGCCACCCAAGCCACACGAACUUGCACACGGUGUCGGAGAAAACGUUCGUGUCGAGAUAUUUGCACCUCCAGUCAUGUUUGAACUGGCUGGUACUGUUGUGAACAGAAGAUGA